This is a messenger RNA of Pocillopora meandrina, 9954 nucleotides long. The record is from the annotation of a GenBank genome assembly. Lineage: Eukaryota; Metazoa; Cnidaria; Anthozoa; Scleractinia; Pocilloporidae.
GGUUAACAUUUGAAAAGGGAUCUUUGAGGAAAUCUCUUUAGCGGCCAAGCUAUAAUCUACUUUAACUAAUCACUCAAACUGUUGUUCUUUUUAGUUCGCAUCUUCUUUGUUUGCUGUUUCUCUGAUGUAGUCGAUGUCGUUUUGCUGGACGAUCGUGGCUGGCUGUUCUUUUUCUUUCUCUUAAAACGUGACGGACGCGAAGCCGAGCUCGUUUCAGGUUCAUCUUCACGAGCACUUUCCUCGGAACUGCUGCUUUUCGAAGUAUUUUCAAAAAUUUCACAAAGAUCUGCACUCGAACUAUCGCAAGAAUCCUUGCAUCUCUCUGCCAUUUUCCUUUCGAUAUAUUAUCGAGUGAAUUAGAAAUUCAUCAGGCGCUAGUUUUGAUUGGUCAUUGGGCUCUCGUCCAGGAGGAGUCCUAACUCGUGGUAAAUUCAAACUUAAAAUAGUCUUGUAUGUGAAAACGCCGUGACAAAAAUACAGGGCAGUUGAACGCUCCAAGUAAUGGGCUCCUGGUUCUACCAACAGAGCUGUGACGCCACAAGUUAGGAGUGGGGCGAAUUUAAAGGGGUUCUUUGUUCCCCUUAAAGAGAUCUGGUCGUAUUCUGGAAACAUGAAAUAAGUCAUAAUGUGACCUACAGACAAAACAACGAGAGACGAAUUCAUAUUUGGUCCUGAUAACGCCCAGAUAAGCGAGCAGAUCUUGAAGAAUGCCCCUGUGACUGAUUUUGUGGGAAGACCUUCACAAGGGUGCUCCAGAUUUCCUACAGCCGAGGAGAAGGAAAAGCCACCAUUUUAUCGCUUGAUUCUCAAUUGAAAGAUAGAGGUUCAAAUUCAAAAUGUAUUAAUUUAUAUUGAAAUUCAUCUUGUGAAAGUUUCAAAGAAAGUCACAUCGUCGCGGAAGGGGACUAGGCCUUGCUGGACCCAGACCUAACAACAUUCUUGGAGUUGCUCGGAUCAGUUAAGUUGAAAAUGGCGGGUAUUGUGAAUGUCAGUGAUCACGACUAGGAACAUUUGAUCGGAAUUAUGUAACGAUAAGAGUAUUCCACACUUUUCAGAAGUGUAAUGGCUUCAAAUCCUGCUACUGAUGACCUUGAAGUUUUUGAAGAAUGAUCGAAAUGAUCGCGAAAAUGAGAACGUCGAGAUCAAGAGAUGGAAGUGCAUGGAAGUGCAUAGACACUGAAGGUGUGAGGGUGAACAAAAAAACGAACGCGUUCAGGAAUCAAGUGAGAAAAUAAAGCGCCAGAUGCAGUCGUCGAUUCAAAAUGUGAUGCCGGCGGUCGCUAGAAAUGUACAAGUUCUUGGAGUGUUAGCAGUGAAUUCCUCAGACGAGUUUCAAAUGAAGUCCUCGAAAACAACCGCUAAAAACUGCAAAAGAUAAAAAUACUAGGUCACCGGUUAAAUCACCCGAAAAAGAUGAUGAUGCAAGUUUGCUGAGUCUGAGCUUUAACCAAAUAGCAAAAUUAUAGCAGACAUUUUGCUUAACGGGAUAGUCAUUGGCAUGUUGUUGAUCUCGCGAAAACGAUCCCCUCCCUUCUUAUCAACGUUGCUAGCUGACUAUAUCCAUGUUCACAACUUAGAUUAGAAAAUCUGAAUUCAGGACAAGGGGGGUGGAUGUUAGUCUGCGCUGCCGAUCUGUGAUGGCUAUAGAUUUUGGUAAAAAGCUGGUUUUUACAUGAACUCUUUGAAAAAAUUUCAUCCGACUGUAAACUAUUUUUAAACUAUUAAUUUUUAAAUGCAGUAGCUUUUACCUUGGCUGGUCUGUCUUUUUCUGACAUGAUGGCUAACUCAAGUGUGUGUGACAUCAUAUUUACUACUUAAUGGUAAUUUUUCUCUCUUGUCUUUUAGUCCCAAAGUUUUCCAAUUUGUUUUGACGCCAUGGUCAAACUCAGGUUCUCACAGGCUAUCAUCUCUCACUUGUGGGCAUCUCUUUGGAAGAAGGUAAAUGUUUUGAUCACAUGGAGUUCUUUUAACUGAAAGGCUCAAGUACUAUCUGCUGUUGAGACAUUGAGCUCUAGCUGAGUCUCCUCCUUUUGUGAAUCUGGACUAUAUCUAAGAAAGUGGUGAAAAUGGAUUCUAAUUGAUCCCAAGUGAAUGGUUUUAGGAUUUUCAUGAUAAACUAAAAAAAAAAAAUAUAUAUAUAUAUAUAUUUUUUUUUUUUUUUUCCUGAAAGCUACAUUGAAAGAUGGUCAAAAGCCAAGGGAGGAAAUGAUAAAUGUCCACAGUGCAAUGCACCUGUAAGAAAAAGAGACAUAAGAAUAAUAUUUUUACACAAAAGCCAUCAAGGCUACCAAUACAACAGAACGUGACAGGGCACUGACAGAUCUGGAGAAGGAGAAGGAAGCUCGACAGAAGGCAGAAGAGAGAGAGGCUUGUGUAUUGCUGUAAUACCAAUUGGCGAGGUAAUUGCUGGAGAAGACAUAGGUGCAUAGUGCAUGACUGUGUAUCUCAAAGUUUUAGGCAGUAUAUUUUUGCAUAAUGCAUGAAUCGUAUCCUUAAUCUUAGGAUAAAUGAUGAUUUGAUCUAGUACCCUUGUUCCAAUAAAUACCCCCUCUAAUAAGUGCCUGCCCUCAAAUCUGUUUUUGUUAGUGAGCAUCCCUAUUUCAAUAAGUGUCCCUAUUGCAUAUAAAACUAACCUAACUCAAAAGAGCGCUUCCUAUCAAAGAAGAGCCCUGAUUCUGAUUUAGUGAUCUGGUGGCAGUGCUGUGAGGACCCUGUUAGAAUACAUGACGUUGUACAUUAAGAUCAACCACAGUCACCUUCCUCUUAUUGCACACUCAAAGCCUUAUCGCAAAAUAGUGGUCUUUUUCUCAGUCUGUUAACUUUUAUUUCCAUGUUGGUACUGUACUUUUGUUUCAAAUCAUGAACCCAAAAAGCAGGUCAUGUUUUUGUUCCUGGUGCUGCUUUUUAUUCAGUUUGUGUAAACUGAAGAAAAUUGAAAUGACAAAUAUGUUUCUUGAAUAAGCCAAUCAGGUGUCAGAAUGAAAAGUAAACUGCAGGCAGCAAUGGUAAUUAGUUUGGUGUGGUACAAGGUUUGUUCAUAAGUCCUGAACUUUAUUGCAAUUUGCAAUUUUGCAAUUGACUUACUGUAAUCAAAACAAAGUUUUCACCUGAUCAUAUUGCUCUGCACCUCUGAUAUCAACCCAGACUCUGUUGCAACUGAAAACCAGUGUUUAGUUGUCAGGGGUGAUAUGGUAAGGAGAAAUUAAGUGCUAGUCACUCUUGAAGGUUAAAGGUACAGUCUUUUAUUAAAUCUUAAGGUCCAGCUCAUGCUCUCAGUGCAGCUCAGAAUCUCAGGGGGCAUCAACAGCUGUAAGAACAUUUGGGCAAAGCACCUCUAGUUGGAGCUUACUAUUAAGGAAAUCAUGUUCUACAAACGUCUUUUCAAGUUUCACAGGUACAGCUUGAAUUACACUUACAUGUAUGUGCCACUUCUACAUGUGAAUACAGUAAUAGACUCGUUUGGAGUGUUAGCCCUUCAUAAGAGCAAUUGGAGGAAUUGUGAGUUGUGUGUAGGUUUAUAUGCAGAAAACGGAGUGACGUUAUUGGUGGGAAUAUGGUGACAGAAACAAGAAUAAAUUAGUUAAAUGAAAAGUGCUCAUUGAUACCAUGGGGAUUAAGAGUGCUAAUAUGAAAGAUAAAUUUUUGUUCUAGAGUUUUGAGGCUUUCCGAACUGCCUAGAUCUAGCAAAAGGCCAUAUGCUGCUUAGAAUGAUCAGGGAAAUUAAAGUGUCUAGCGACUGGUUUGGAUGCAUCCUUGUCAUUUCUCUCUACAUCGCAAGGGUGUUUUUGGAAUUGGUCACCAAGUCAUCUUCUCAUUUCACCAAUGUAUAACUUUUUGCAAUAAUUAAGUGCAAGUUAUAUAGUACAUGACAUUAGCAGAGGUGUAUGUGAAGUGAUCAAUGAUCUUGAUGGAUCUCUUGGCCAGAAAAUGUCGGAACCUGAGAGAUAGAUGUAACUUUACUUUUCUGUCUGCUGCACCAUCAGAGCAAAGAAUUUGUAUUAUUUGGCCAAUGUUUGACUUAUUAGUAAGAGUAAUACUGUCAUUUCCUCUAACUUUUUUUUAGCCAGAAUGGAGCAAGAGUGAUUUCUUUUGAUCAACACCAUGCUGUACUAGUUGUGUCCAAGCCUUCACCAAAUCAGCUCUUUCCUGGAUUUGGUGUGGUAAAGGUUUGUAAAAACUCUGUAAUUAUUACUAACAGUAUUUAAUUUUAUGCUAUCUCAUAUUUUACUGUAUGGCCUGCUAAUUCAAAGGCUUGUUUGAAUUGAAAUCUUCUCCUUGUAUGUUGUAGGUAAGGUAAGGUAAAGUAAAUAUCUUUUCUUAAUAACCUCAAUUCCUUAGUCUUUACUGUGAUUUUUAGAAUCUUGUUCUUUUCUCCUGGAUUUAUGAUUUGUAAACUUCACUUGAGUUGAUUAAUAAUUAUUAUUAAUUAUUAUGCUAUGCAAUCUUUUUACAUUCAGUAGAAACUGUAAGACUUGAAAUGAAAAGUCUAUGCAUUAAAUCCAAGGUGACUUAUAGCCAACGGUCUCACCGUCUCACCUUUCCAGAACAUGUUUAUGUACUUGUUUUAUAAAUUUUUCUUUAAUAUGUUUGUGCAAAUUUAGGUGAGCUCUUUAGAUUCAAAGCAUUGUGAGUUUGUGCGCAUUCACCAGAAGGCCGUCCGUGAUGUGGCAUUUAACAACAGAGGUGAUGGUUUAUUGUUGACAGCAAGCAUGGACAAGACUGUCAGGGUCACCAGUAUGCUGAGCAAUGCUGUUGUACAGACGUGAGUGGAGUAAAGAGUAUUAAGAGAAAAAAGAAUUAGUACUUAGUGCAAUUUUUUAUGUAACAAGUACAUGUAGGUUCCAUGCUGCCAUGUGUCUGUCAUGUAAUAGAUCACAGAUCAUGUCAAAAUGAGAUAAAAACAAAAAGUGGCACAUGAGGCUCAGCUGAUUGUGUCACUGAUGUUGUUUAUCCAUGACUUGAAAAGACCUACAGAAAUAAAGAAUCUAUUUGUUUUAUUUGAUAAAAAGCAAAAUGUCGUCAAUGGUGAUGUCAUCUAUGUGUCUGUCCUCCAAUAGAUCAAUAGUAAGCACCAAUAAAUGUAUGCAUGAUUCAACUCGUCAUAUACAAAGUAAUGUGUUUUAGUCAAUGAGGACAAGGCCUGAACCAACUGCAGGUACAUGUAUCAUGUAUGGUCUGAGGCCAGCAUUGUAUUGAGUGUAAUUUUACUGGACAUUUUUCCUCACCCACAGUUCUCUUUGGUUUAAGUGUUAGCAAAUUAUUGUGUUUUGAAUCAUAGUUACAAUACACCAGUUCCUGUUUGGUCAUGUGCUUGGAAUGAAGAUGACACCAAUUACAUCUACUGCGGGCUACAGAAUGGCACUUGUCUUAUUUUCGACAUAAGAAACACUGAAACUUACCUGAAGAGUAUUCAGAAUACAACAGGGGGUUCCUGUCCUGUCAUUGCCUUGGCUCAUGUGUCAUCAGACCCUCACAGUGCCCUGAGGUGAGAUCAUGUCAAAAUACAUUUGGUAGUUUCUCCUUUACCCUUUAACUCACAUGGAUGACCAAGACAGAAUUUCUCCUCACAAUAGCCAUACAAUAUUAAGUGCACAGGUAAUGAGAAUAAGGACAAAUGUAAAUUAGGGGAUUAUUAGUUGAUCCAACACCAAAUUCCUAGAGCUAACACCAUAGGAACUGUAUGACAGACAGUAAGGAGAAUUACCCAUAAGAUCUUGGAGUGAAGGGUUAAAAACUAUUAACAGUGUAAUUUUUUCAAGUAGAUAGAAGUACAUGUACUUUUCUUGAGUGAGUGUGAAAGGAAAUUCAAGAAAGAGCUGCAUUUUAUUGCAUCAAAUUGACUCAAGGCAACAAAGAAUUGAUUAUUGUUACUGCAGUAGUUGUUCAUUAAUUCUGUUGAGUGGGGUGUUGAGUGGUUGAGUUUGCAAGCAGGCUUCAAUGUUGGCUCUGCAGAAUAAGUGUUUCUCUGCCUGUUGGAAGAUUUGAGAAGAGAUAGAGCAAGGUGUGCUAGGGGUGUGGCUGACUAGUUUGGCUCAAGGCCUUAAAUUUAUUUGUUUGCAAAUAGGCACUUGUCUUAAAGUGCGUAUUGUAAGGAUGUGCUUGUAUUGUCAGUGGAACACUUGUAGGAGAGAAACAUGUGUUUUGCCUUAUGUUGUAUAGUAAUUGGUUGUAACAUUUUGGAAGCUUUCUUUUUGUAUCAUCUGGUGAUAAAAAAUAAUAAUAAUUGGUGAAUGUUAGACUACCUUGUGACAAAGGUUUUUUUUUUACUUGUAUGUACAGUAGAAUGAACAAACAACUACUAAUCCAAGUCAAGUGAGAGCAGGCUGCACAUAAUAAUAACUUUAAAGUCAAAACUACUAGGAAUGUCAGCUUUGAAACUCUUUACAGUGGCCAAUGCACAUGAUCAUCUCAGUUGGUAAAACCAAAAUUAUCUUGUUAUAAUCCCCCACUGAUGCAGCACCGCGGUUUAGUUAGAAACUUACCUCCUUUAUUAUUAAUAGUGAUUAACUUGUAGCUGUUCCACACAGUUUUAAUGUUAUGGGCGUCAAACACUGUAUUAGGUGAAUGCCAAAUGAAAGACAAAUUCCCUGAGCAACUGCAUCCACAUGAAAAGAAAAAAAAACACAUGUAUGCAUGCAGGAGAGAAAGAAUCAAAAUACACAUAUUUGUUUCAAAACUUUUGCACAAUUCUGGGGCAUUAGUUGCAAACCAUGCAUAUAACUAAUGUAGAAGGGAAAUGCAUAAUUACUUAAAGAGAGGGGUUGAAUGGACACUUCAAUUUACUUGGGGAUACUCUUUUGCCAUUUUUUUUUUUUUUUUUUUUUUUUUGCAGACCUGGAGGAAUUCUUGUUUGCAAACUUGAAGGAGCUUCUUUCUGGGAAAAAACACCUGGAGCUGAUUUUGUCCCCCAUUGCCUAACUCUUCCUGAAGGUACUUGACUGUAUUAGAGAAAAUGACAGAUCUGUAAACGGGAAAACUGUCGUGUUAUUUGCUUAAUCGUCUUUACUUAGGGAAAAAGUUGAAUGUGAAUUUCUGAAAUUUUCUUGUGGGGGGGGGGGGUAUCGAUCAGCACAGUUACACUGUAUCACUUUGUGAGUUGACCAUAUUCUAACAAAACCAAUCCCAGGAUGAAAAUGCCAUCACCUUUGUGAAGGAUAUGUGUUAUGUACAGUGUUCACAUGUGUGGGCAGUUAAAACUUGUUUUAAAAAUGACUCAUGGUUUUGGCCCUUAAUUCCUGUAGGUGGUUAACAUGUACAUGGUGUGAGUUCUCUUUACAACAAACACAUCAAGCCAGACCUUAUUUGCACUUAGUUUAUGACACACUCAUACCCGUACCAUUAAUAACACAUCAUCAUGGCUUAAAUUCCUUUUUGUCUCAUACUGUUUAGGGUCUUGCACCAGUUUAUCCUUUGAGCCAUCAACUCGUCAUUGUCUGUUUUCACUUCGCCCCUCCAAGAAAUUCCCUCAAACAAGACAUUUGGUAGGAUUUUCUUAUCUUGUGCAGUUCAUUUUUCAAAUGAAUGUUUACCACAUGUUAAUUUUUUACUUAAUCUCAAGGUUAAACUAUGAUGUAAUUAUGUUUAAUCUGAGCUGGAUAAAAGUUUAGCCAGUGAGAUAAAAUAAGAGUCUUUGUUGGUGAAGUGUCUCAAAACUGUUGAGGAAAAUGCAAGAAACUCUUUAGGUGGCCAAUUUACAAUGUGAACUCAGUUGUUAAAACAAAAUUAUCUUGUAAUACGCACACCCCCACCCCCACCCCAACAUUUUUUUGCUGGGAAAUUAAAAUUUUAUGUACCUGUAGAUGUAGGGAUAACAUAAUUUAAUUUAUGCUAAUUUAAUUAAAAAUACAGUUUACUGUAAAUGUACUAGGCUUGAUCUGAAAGCCUUUGCCUCUUAGAAGUGACUAUCAUGAAUUAUCUUAUAAUUUCAAUGAAUCUAGCUGGAAGGAAUGACAUACAGUGGGAUGGUGUUGCAUGUGUCUUGACAUGAAACCAGAUUCUCAAAAGCAAGUCACAAGGGGAUUUUGUGAUUUAGGCUAAGUUAACAACUGUAUACAAUUGGAAUAAUUAUUGUUAAUAUUAUAUACACUGUAUGGUACAACACACAUAGGUUUGUCAGUUGCAAGGUAAAGGUGUGGGUGUAUCAAUGGCCCGAGCUCAAGCAGAAAGAGCAGGGAAUAUGGAGGAUGGUGAGGAUGGUAUGUACAUUGUGGCUGUGUGGAAAACAUGAACACUUACUGGUACUGGUAGUUAUUGAUGAUAAACAUCAUUGUUCAAGGGCAUUCAGGGAAGGAUGUCUGAUAAAAACAAAGAAUUUACUUGGUUUGGUUUUAAGUAGUGCUACAGCUGUUGGUGUGGAAUCAGAUGAGUUGAUGGUAUGGAUUGAGAGGGUACAGAUAUGAAAAGAGGAAUAGUGCUCACUGUUCCUUUCAUACCCUAACAUUCAAUUUUGUUUGUACUUUUGUACUGUAUGCUGGUACAACUAAGCAGCAGUGCAGGUUGAAUGAUCCUGUACAUGUAUUUGGCUUGGCAAUAAUUACAAACUCUUGUGUUAUACAAUCAUGUUAUUUUCAGAUGCCAGCCUCUGUACCUGUCAAGCUGUCAAUCAAUGUGUUGGCGGCCCAACACAAAAGCUUCUCAGCAAAUCCAGGUUAUUCACUUGUCCUGAUGAUUGCAACACUCUGAUGGUGGCAGCUGGUGAUGAGAGCCUCUCAUCGGUGAGUUUUCCUCAAGCUUUGGUGUAUAGCAGUUUUAUUAUGUUCCUGUGCAGUAAAUGAUAUCUGCAGUGUUGCACUUGAAGCUUGAACACAUCAGGGGUAGCCAAGAGUGAUGAUAAAUUUAACCCUUUCACAUUUAAGAUCUCAAGAAUUACCCUCUUUCCCCACAUGUAUCAACAGCUUCUUACAAUGGAAGUUCUUUAUUGUUUGAUAUCAUAAGCUUGAUAGUUUUUUUUUUAAUUCUGAUUACCUGCUUGCUGUCUUGGUAAUUUAAGUAUUUUUUGGCCACUUCUGAAAGUGAAAGAGCUACAUGUAUGCUAAGAAAAGUCUUGAAAAAACUACAUGUGUAACCAAAAUUAUUUACUAUUAUCUUCAUGCAAAAAUGUUCUAAAAUAUGUAAGAAUUUGUGUCAUUAUGCUAAGAGAACAGAAGUAUGUACAUGUCAUGAUCUUAACAGCGACAUACCUCUCAGUCAUAAGAUUAAACAUUCUAUCCAAAAGACAUUCUCAAGCAGGUAUAUGUACCCAGCAUUGAGAAAAUGUUUACCUUUUGUCUGGUUAUGUGGAUGAACACCAACUUAGUGUGCAAAAUGUUUACUUGUUUUUUUAUUCCCUAGACUUUGAUAUGGAAUGGCAGCAAUGGAAACCAGCUGCAGAAACUACCCAACCAAGGAAAAGAGAUAUUAGAUGUUCUUCCCUUUGCUGGCAAUGGAAAUGACUAUCUGGCUACAAUUGAUGAGCAGAAAUUAAGUGUUUACAAAUGGACGAAUGUAUAAAAAAUUAUGGAUGAAUUCUGAAUCACUCAAAGAACCCUUUUUUUUGUGUACCAAUGUGUUAUAAGAUCUGUGUCUAAAAUUGUACAUUAAAGGCUAUGGGAAGAGAAGAAAGCAAACAAGUUCUAUGGAGUCUGCAGCUUAAUUCUUUUGUGUCCUUUGGGGAGGAGAAUGCUAAUCUGUAGAGCUGAAGGUACUCUUUCAAGCACACCACCAAAUAUUUCUAAGGGAAUGAGAUGAUGAUUGAAGUAUGUCAGUGGGACAAACUGCUGUUGUAUUGAUGUUCAGAACAGGACUGCUGGAAUGGUGAAAAGUGUUAAGAAAACAACAGCUCAGUGCUGGUCCAUAAAGAUGGAACAGAUUAUCCAAAUUUUAUGAAUAUCUCUAAUGUAUUAAACUGUGAAUAAGUUGUUCAAGUUCUUGCAUUUAUCACUCUAUGUUAAUCUUGUUUCCAUUAUUAAAGAAUGU